This is a messenger RNA of Centropristis striata (black sea bass), 4264 nucleotides long. Its product is annotated as FERM, ARHGEF and pleckstrin domain-containing protein 1-like. Gene Ontology annotation, molecular function: guanyl-nucleotide exchange factor activity; cytoskeletal protein binding. Gene Ontology annotation, cellular component: cytoskeleton. The record is from RefSeq and is a predicted model, not a curated record. Bases 569 to 3673 code for a protein of 1034 amino acids. The transcript is spliced from 27 exons. Lineage: Eukaryota; Metazoa; Chordata; Actinopteri; Perciformes; Serranidae.
ACCAUAUACUACAGUAUAUUGCAUGUCUGUAGUUUUGCGUGAAAAAAACGAACAUCAGGUCUCCAAAAUGUUCCAAAUGAAGCAAUUUGAGUGGGAAAAUAUCAUUUAAACGGCUCAUAUUCUCACAUCAAGGCCAUAACCUUUACUUUUGACUCAAAAGUACACAUUUAGCUUGUGGCCCACUGGUCGGUAAUAUCUGAAUGUGGUUGUUCCGGACGACACAGCUAGAUGGCGCUGCCGUUCUUCCGUGCCUCGGUGCUGUGAGAAGGUGGAGGUGCUGCACCUCCUUCAUUGUCUGAGUGGAAGGCACCGGGAGUGGAUCCGCCGCUCGUUUCAAUGUAAUCCCGUCUCUCCCCGGCUCACUCACUCAGUCGUCCGCCAUGGCGACCGCAGAAAGCCUCCUCUCCGGUCCGAGCAGCAUCUAAAAACUCAUCCGGGCUACUUUUUUUUGAGUCUCUCGCUACCGCUGGACGUGGAUGUAAUAUCUCCUUUCAGCUGGGAAAUACAUACGUGUGGAAAAGCCCGCAUUUCGAGAGAAGGGGCUGGGCAGUGAGCGUUGCAGUGCAUCAUGGUAGAGCCAGACCCAGAGCCAAUGGCCUCUGGAGCCGGGCAGCGUCUUGGAGCCCCGGAGACUCUUGGCAUCAGCACGCUGGACCCCGGCCACAGACCCCCGGCCAUGCCCCCUGGACGACAAGUCACCAUCAGGGUCCGCAUGUUGGACGACACAGAGGAACUGUUUGACAUCUCGCAAAAAGCCUCGGGCAAGAUGCUGUUCGACCUGGUGUGCUCCCAAAUGAACCUCAUCGAGGGCGAUUACUUCGGCUUGGAGUUUCAGAACCAUCAGAAGAUGAUGGUUUGGUUAGACCAUAUCAAGCCCAUUAUCAAGCAGCUCAGACGGCCAAAGCACACAAUCCUGAGGUUUGCUGUGAAGUUCUUCCCACCAGACCACGCCCAGCUGCUGGAGGAACUAACAAGGUACCUGUUUGCCCUCCAGAUCAAACAGGAUGUUUCCAGCGGACGUCUGACCUGCAACGACACCAGUGCAGCACUGAUGGUCUCCCAUAUUAUCCAGUCUGAGAUUGGGGACUUUGAGGAGAGCCAGUGCCGGUCACACCUCCUCAACAACAACUACAUCCCAGAUCAAAUGCCCCUGAUUGACAAAAUCAUGGAGUUUCACUCAAAGAAUAUAGGUCAAACACCAGCAGAAUCUGACUAUCAGUUACUAGAAGUGGCGCGCAGGUUGGAGAUGUAUGGGAUUCGCCUCCACCCUGCCAAGGAUCGUGAGGGCACGAGGCUAAGCCUGGCUGUGGCGCACACCGGUGUCCUGGUCUUUCAGGGACACACAAGGAUUAACGCCUUUAACUGGUCUAAAGUGCGUAAACUGAGCUUCAAGAGGAAACGUUUUCUCAUCAAGCUGAGGCCAGAUCUUAAUAGUUCAUACCAGGACACUCUGGAGUUUCUGAUGGGCAGCAGGGACUGCUGUAAAAUCUUCUGGAAGAUCUGUGUUGAAUACCACGCCUUCUUCCGCCUCUUUGAGGAGCCCAAGCCCAAGCCCAAGCCUGUGCUCUUCACCCGAGGCUCCUCCUUCAGAUUCAGCGGGCGCACACAGAAGCAGGUGAUUGAUUAUGUGAAGGAGUCCGAGUUUAAAAAGAUCCCUUUUGAAAGGAAACACAGCCGGGUCCAACACAACAGUCGGGUCCAACAUGAUAUCCGCCUGUCGCCGUUGCCUUCUCCACGCCACCAUGAAGUGCCAACAGAAACUGGUGCUCCCGGGGACAGAGUAGACUCUCCUUCUCGCCGUCACUGGAAGGAGUCGGUGCUGGUGAGCGCCGAAGACCCUUCGAGGACGGCGAGGGCGAGCCCGUCUCACCAGAGGAACGGCCACGAGGACAGAGCGGGGUCCGUGUCCAGGACCGAGGAGAGAAGAGGCUCGACGCGACAGACCCAGCCAGAACAUCUGAGUUCAGGAGUGGUGUCCAACAGCCCUCACCUGUCCGCGUCCUCGGGUCACUCUCAUGGCAUGGUCAACGGUCAGAAGUCUCUGGAGCUGUGCAGCCACAGCCCCGACGGCCGCCAGCCCUCCCCCCUCACCAGCCCGCUGCUCAACGACGCCGGCAGCGUUCGCACUGACGAUGAAGACGAGGUUCGGAGGAAGAGGUUCCCAACAGAUCGGGCCUACUUUAUCGCCAAGGAGCUGCUGACCACAGAAAGGACGUAUCUGAAGGACCUGGAGGUGGUGACUGUGUCUUUCCAGAGUGCUGUAGGACAAGAUGAGGCGACUCCGGAGUCUUUGAAGAACACCGUCCUCUCCACCUUCGAGCCUCUGCACAAGUUCCACGCAGGAUUUCUCAGGGAGGUGGAGCAGAGGCUGGCUCUGUGGGAAGGACGCUCCAACGCUCACAUAAAAGGAGACUACCAGCGUAUUGGAGACGUCAUGCUGAAGAACUUUCAAGGUUUGAAGCCCCUGACAGCAAACCUGCAUAAGCAGUCUGAAGUUCUGCUGGAGCUGGAGAAGGCAUGCAGGGGUUCCCGCAGGUUGGAGGGUCUCUGCAGGGACUUUGAGCUGCAAAAAGUCUGCUACGUGCCCCUCAAUGUCUUCAUCCUGAGGCCUCUGCACCGCCUCUCUCACUACAAGCAGAUCCUGGAGCGCCUGUGCAAACACUACGCAGCGACUCAUGUGGAUUUCAGGGACUGCAGAGCUGCACUGGCAGAAGUCUCUGAGGUGGUGGAGCAGCUCCAGGGAAGCCUCAACAAGAUGGAGAACUUCCAGAAGCUUCUAGAGCUGAAGAAGGAUUUGAUUGGCGUCGACAAUCUUGUUGUUCCUGGUCGGGAGUUCAUCAGGUUAGGCUGCCUCAGCAAACUGUCUGGGAAAGGCCUACAGCAACGAAUGUUUUUCCUGUUCAAUGACGUUAUUUUGUAUACGAGUCGAGGGAUGACGGCGACCAAUCAGUUCAAAGUGCACGGCCAGCUGCCGCUCCAUGGCAUGACAAUCAGAGAGAGUGAAGAUGAGUGGGGUGUGCCGCACGCCUUCACUUUGGUCGGACAGCAGCAGUCAGUGGUGGUGGCAGCAAGUUCAUUUGCAGAGAUGGAGAAGUGGAUGGAGGACAUACAGGUGGGGAUAGAGACGGCGAAAACCAGCAAUGGGCCUUCAUUUGACCUUCUGAGCAGCAAUCUGACAGACAACAAAUGCCCCGAGGACUCGGUGGAGGCGGAGUCCGAGGACGACACCUCGCUGGAGAGGUCCACGCCUCACCGUGGUAACACCAUGGUGCACGUGUGCUGGCACAGGAACACCAGUGUGUCCAUGGUGGACUUUAGCAUAGCUGUGGAGAAUCAGCUGUCUGGAAACUUACUGAGGAAGUUCAAGAACAGCAACGGAUGGCAGAAGCUCUGGGUGGUCUUCACCAACUUCAGCCUGUUUUUCUACAAGUCACACCAGGAUGAUUAUCCGCUGGCCAGCCUUCCUCUGCUGGGUUACUCAGUCACCGUCCCAUCAGAGUCUGAAAACAUCCACAAGGACUACGUCUUCAAACUGCAUUUCAAGUCCCACGUCUACUAUUUCCGAUCGGAGAGCGAAUACACUUUUGAGAGGUGGAUGGAGGUCAUCCGCAGCGCCACGGUCCCCUCCAGCGGUGCUCGUGUCCUGAACAGCAAAGAGUCCCAUCCUCACUGAGUCGACUCACCUUUUUUCCACACACCACCUCCUUCAGGUGGCAUCUGCCCUUCCUGCCCCCCACCCCUAGACUCUUUGCUUUUCUUUUUUACACAUAUCUGGGACAUUUGUACAUGUGUCCAUGCACAUUUGGUGCUUUUUAAUGCUUUAAUGGUGACAUGUCCGCUGGUUUAGACUGCAUCAGAGACUGCAUUUUUUGGCAUUUUUACUCUCAACUCUGAAACCUCUUUUUAAGGAUGUCAUUUUAUACUGUUUUCUACUGGUCUGAACCACUUCCUAUCUUUUUCUGGUUUAACAUUUUGUCAUUGGUUGUUUUUACAGCCGGAACAUGUUGAUAUAGAUAUUCAGCAUUAUUUCUUAGAUGGUAAAACUGUCACAGCAUUGUCAUAACGUUUUGUCUACUUUUUCAUCUUAUUAAAAAAAAACUGCUGCUUUGAAAAUGUCCUGCAACUUCAGUGCCAAACUGGUUUAUAAUAAUGUCCUGGACUUUUUAAAGCUAUUUUGUUACAUAGGGGUUGAGGAAUGUCUCCUUAUACUGUAUACAUUGACAUUUUAAAUCAUGUGAAAACAGGCCACCCUUUAACUUCUAAU